This is a messenger RNA of Funneliformis caledonium, 342 nucleotides long. The record is from the annotation of a GenBank genome assembly. Lineage: Eukaryota; Fungi; Glomeromycota; Glomeromycetes; Glomerales; Glomeraceae.
AUGUCACAACCGAUAAAAGAAGAGGAAGAACAUAAUAGAACAGGAUUAUGUAAAUCUAAUACAUCUUCUACGCCACCACUUUGUGCUAAAUUGGGAAUCAAAAGCUCUUCGUGGUCACAGUUUUGGCCUGGGUCUGGAGAUGUUGGAAUUGAUAUCUUGGGAGAAGCUUGCAGGGUCAUAACGUCAUGGAAGAGCUUGCAGAGCAUAGUCUUAUAUAGCAGAACUAGAACUUCAAUAUGGAAUACUUUCCUUUAUAACAAUCAUUGGUUCCUAUAUCGGCCGAAAGAUAAUUCAUCUGAACUUCAGAUUUCACCUACUAGAGAGAGUCAGACGGGCGCAUGA